AUCCGUUGAUCGAGCACGUGUGCGCUUUUCUAAAUCAUAAUUUGCAAAAAAUACAAAAUAUUUGGCGGUUUUCUUUGGAAAGUUUGAUGCCUAUGAACAGUAUUUGAUGUCACGCCUUCAUAUGACUUUUGUUUGAAUCAACAGACUAUGGGUAUAACAAAACAAUAUUUAAGGUUUGAACCUGGUGAUGUAUUUGGGUUGGUAGGAAGUUUAAAAUCUAAUAUAGUUUAUUUAGAAAUAAGUAGAAGUCAUGGUAAAUUUUGUGCUGUUGGAGCUUGUGAAAAUGUUAUUGUCUGGGAUCUGAAGACCAAAGAAAAGCAUUUGACCCUUCAAGGAGAGAAACAUGAAGUAACAAUUAUAAGUCCAUGUCCUGAUAAAAAGCACCUAGCUGUAGGUUAUAAUGAUGGAAUGGUUAGAGUCUUUAGCUUGAUCUCUAGAGAAUGUAUUUGUACAUUUAGUGGACAUAAAUCAGCUGUAUCAGCCUUGAAUUAUGAUGCACAGGGACUGCAACUUGUUUCUGGCUCAAAGGAUACAAAUGUUAUAGUAUGGGAUAUUGUUAAUGAAGCUGGUCUGUACAGAUUAAAAGGACAUAAGGGGCAGAUAACCCAAGCUGUGUUUUUGAGAAGGGAGAAUGUGCUCGUUAGCAGUUCCAAAGAUACUUACAUCAAGUUCUGGGAUUUAGACACACAACAUUGUUUCAAAACAUUGGUCACCCAUAGAUCAGAGAUUUAUGAUUUUGUAUUUGUGAGUGAUGAAAGUAGAUUAAUAACAGGAUCAGCUGAUAGUGAAUUGAGAGUAUGGACUAUAAAUUAUCAUGGUAAGAAACUAGAGGCAGAUGAAGGUGAUGAUGGUAAGAAGAUUGAUCUAGAUACUGAUAAUAUAGAAGAUGAUAUGAAUAUAUUGUCCUGUACCAAACUUGGAUCAGUUAUUCGUCAGUCUAGAACACAUGUGGUGUCUAUGGUAACAGAUAAACAUGAUAAAGUUUUAAUAUGUCAUGGUAAUGAUAAAAAAUUAGAAGUUUUCUCCUUGCCUAAUGAAGAGGAAUUAAAAAAAAGAUUAGCUAAGAAAAAAAAGAAAGCUAGAUUAAAGAAAAGUGAAGAUCCUUCAAUAAAUGAAGAUGAUGUUAGACUAGAAGCUAGUGAUUAUAUUAAACAAUUAACACAAGUAUUUUUACCUGCUAAAAUUAGAUCUGUAGACUUCCUUAUUGGUGAUACAGAAAUAAAGUUAUUAUCAUUAUUGACUAAUAAUAGUAUAGAAACAAGUUCACUGGAUAUUCAAGAAAAGAGUAGUCAGCGUGCAGACAUCAAUAGUCAUGUUUUACCAGGUCAUCGAACUGAUGUACGGGCAUUAUGUUUUAGUUCUGAUAACACUGCUAUAGUAACUGUCAGUGCUGAAUCAGCUAAACUAUGGAACAGAUCAUCUGUAAAAUGUAUACGUACCAUGACUUGUGAAUAUUCUGUAGCUUGUGUAUUUGCUCCUGGUGACAGGCAUAUUAUUCUGGGUACUAAGAGUGGCAAGUUACAGAUAUUUGAUAUAGCAUCUGGUGAUUUAUUAGAAGAUUUAGAAGCUCAUAAUGGAACAAUUUAUUCUAUUUCACUCUCACCAGAUAAGAGAGGAAUUCUUACUGGAAGUGCAGAUAAAACUGUUAAAUUCUGGAACUUUGAAUUUGUACAACAAGAAAAGACGUCCAGUACAAGCAAACACCUAACAUUACAACAUUCUAGAACAUUAAAGAUGGAUGAAGAAGUUAUGUGUGCUAAAUACAGCCCUGAUCAAAGAUUAUUUGCUGUUUCCUUACUAGAUAAUACUGUAAAGGUUUUCUUUGUUGAUACAUUAAAGUUUUUCCUGUCAUUAUAUGGACAUAAAUUACCAGUAUUAAGUUUAGAUAUAUCUACUGAUGGUACAUUGUUAAUAUCUGGUUCUGCUGAUAGAAAUAUUAAAAUCUGGGGUUUAGAUUUUGGUGAUUGUCAUAAAUCUAUCUUUGCUCAUGAUGAUAGUAUUAUGUGUGUACAAUUUGUACCAAAUACACAUCUGUUUUUCUCUGGUAGUAAAGAUAAGAAACUAAAACAAUGGGAUGCUGAUAGUUUUGAACAUAUUUUGACACUAGAGGGUCACCAUGCAGAGAUAUGGACAUUAGCUGUCAGUACCCGAGGUAAUUUUGUAGCCACUGCCUCUCAUGAUAAAUCAUUGAGAUUAUGGGAAAGAACACAAGAGCCUCUGAUUCUAGAAGAAGAAAGAGAAAUGGAAAGAGAAAAAGAAAUUGAUCAACAAGUUGGUCAGUCUGGAGAACCAGUGGUUGCUGGAGAAACUACCAAUGAAGUUGGUUUAGCUGGUAAAAAAUCUAUAGAAACUGUUAAAGCUGCAGAAAGAUUAAUGGAAGCUAUUGAAGUCUAUAAAGAUGAAAGUGGUAAAUUAGAAUUACACGAAGAAGAUUGUAAAAGAACUGGCAAACAGCUACCCAAGCCACCAAAACAUCCAUUAUUGAUAGCUUUCAACAGUGAAAGUCCUAAUCAUUAUAUGCUAGAUAGUUUGAAGAAAAUUAAAUCCAGUGAACUAGAAGAAUCAUUAUUAGUUAUGCCAUUCUCUUAUGUAACAGAUUUACUCAAAAUAUUAGACAAAUUCCUUACUUUUGGUUGGGAAACAGAAUUAGUUUGUAGAUGUUUAUUUUUUCUUCUAAGAGUACAUCAAGGUGAAAUAAUAAGUAAUCAGAUAUUAUUACCUAUAGUUGAUAGAUUACGUACCGUAACAUCUAAUAGAGUUAACCAGUUGAGGGACCAGAUAGGUUUUAAUAUGGCUGGUUUACAGUUUUUAAAAAGAAAAUUAGAAGAUAGAGAUGAAGUGAAAUUCUUUGCUGAUGCUACUACCACAAGGAAAAAGAAAAAGAAAAAAGCUGACAAAGUUAUUCUAGCUUUAAAAACUUGAUUUAUGAAAUAAAGUUUGAUAAUUAAACUGUUUUUUACAAAGAAUUGAUUGGGAUUCAAAUUAGGAUUAAUGCCAGCUUCAAUAAUAUUUCAGAAAAUGUUUGCACUUGAAGAUACAGUGGUGGGUGGAAAUGAAUGAAAUAACAUUUGCACUAAUUUUUAUUUCUAUAUAUAAUAAGUGUAGAAA
Messenger RNA from Lottia gigantea (owl limpet), 3108 nucleotides. RefSeq lists its product as hypothetical. The record is from RefSeq and is a predicted model, not a curated record. The transcript is spliced from 25 exons. Gene Ontology annotation, biological process: maturation of SSU-rRNA. Lineage: Eukaryota; Metazoa; Mollusca; Gastropoda; Lottiidae. Gene Ontology annotation, cellular component: small-subunit processome; Pwp2p-containing subcomplex of 90S preribosome. Gene Ontology annotation, molecular function: snoRNA binding; protein binding. The coding region runs from base 148 to 2922 and encodes 924 amino acids.